Messenger RNA from Pelodiscus sinensis (Chinese soft-shelled turtle), 2823 nucleotides. Its product is annotated as KAT8 regulatory NSL complex subunit 1-like. The record is from RefSeq and is a predicted model, not a curated record. Gene Ontology annotation, molecular function: histone acetyltransferase binding. Gene Ontology annotation, cellular component: NSL complex. NCBI's taxonomy places the organism in Eukaryota, Metazoa, Chordata, Testudines, Trionychidae.
CUGCGGUUCCGAGGGGGAGAGCGAGAGCCCGGAGGAGGAGCGACCCGCGCCGGCCUCUGCAGCGCACCAUCGAGCAGAAUGCCAGUGGGCAGUGGAGAGAGCAGCCAUUAUCUGUCAGUGGACAUGGUUGCAGGCUCAGAUCUCUGACUUGGAGUAUCGCAUAAGGCAGCAGACAGGUAUCUACAGGCAACUACGUGCCACCAAGGGCUCAGUUGUUCUUGGUGGUGAUCAGCAGCCUGAAGAUGUGAUGAAGCAGCAUGGGCAAUUAGGUUCAGCAUCAGUGGUGAAUUCCAGAAAGAAUAAGGGACUGCCACCUUCCUUCUCUUCCACCCUGAAGGUCCCUUCAGUGGAGAGACAGUGUGAUUUGUCCUCCAGCAUUCCUCCUUACUUCAUGAACAACGUGGAGAAACAGAGUUCUCGCCUUACGCAAUCUUUAGGAAACCCUGUGUAUCUAAGUCCCUCCUGUACCCCCAUCAGUGGGUAUCCAGGAGCCCCAAAAGCCUGCAUGUCACCCCACCAAGUCAACGGAAAAAUUAACUGUCUGCACACAAGCUGCUCCAAUAGCAUCUCUCUGACCAGUUUGAAAGCUGAAGAGAUUCUCAAACAGAAACAACUGGAUAGCCUGGUUACUAUACCUUCUGUACCAGACAACAGCUGUGUUGCUGCUAGAAUCCGCCCCAUUUGCAGAUACAAGAAACGCAAGCUGGUCCGAGCAAACACUGUGUCUCACCUUAGCAAGAAGCCACAGAGACCUCUCACCGUGAAGUGUAACUGUGAAUGGCCCAGGACUUGUAUCCUAUGUGAUUGUAAAACAUCUAUUCAGGCCAUAGACCCAGACACAAUGUCCUUAGAAGAGCGUAUAGCACUGCUGGAUUCUGGCUUCCAUCCCAUAUUGUCAUUCUCUCAUGGCAAGCCUCUUCACUUGCACUUUGAAACCUUGCUAAGAGAGGACAGGCAGCAUAGAUUGAGUCAUAAGUUCAAGGCUUUGAAGAUGUCCCAUUUUGGAAAGAAGCCACAAGAGCUAACCAACAACAUUUUACCAAAGCUAGGCCUAUCGCCUCUCUCUGCAUCCAGUUCAUUGUUUAAAGAGGAAAGUCAGUUUAAAGGAACAGACAGUCACAGCUUGCUUGCUUCUAGUUCUGAGACACAGAAACAUAGUCCUUUGAUACACCACCUACCAUCUUUGUAUCUCGAAACUCCUCCAGCGUCCUCUUCCAGCCAGUGCCCUUCUGCUGAUAAUUCAACAAUGCUGUCUUCUAAGAAAAGAAAAGUGGAAUGUUCCUAUGACAUCAAUAAUAUUGUGAUCCCAGUAUCGAUGGCAGCAGCUACUCGAGUGGAGAAAUUGCAGUACAAAGAGAUUCUAACACCAAGCUGGAGAGUGGUAGAGCCUGAAGAAGUGGAGCCACUGGAUGAAAUGGACUGUGAGGAUGCUCAGGAACAGGACCGAGACACUAACAGUUGGUCUUGGUGGUCGGAGCCAUGGGGGUGGCCCUGCCUGGAGCUGGAAGACACUUCUGAUGAGACAUACUUGAACCAUCACACCAAGUAUGAGGAGCUUGAACGAGCCCGAUGGAAUUCAUGGGCAGUGGCAGUUUCCCACAAGCGAGGAAGCAGGUCCUCCAACAAAGCAGAUGGUCAGUGGACACCUCAGCCAGCAUCUCCUGAUUCUGGAUUUAAUUUCCUUAAUGAACUCUACAUGCACUCGUCUCAAGGAUUUCACAACCCUGAGCCUUGUAACAUUCUGAAACCCCUCUCCAUGAAGAACAGGCCCAGAGUGCUGCUGUCCUGCACUGAAAACACCAAAUUCUCCCCAGAAAUAUUAGAUGAAGUAAUACAGAGUGUACAACCUUGGGAACCGCGCACAUUUCCCCUCUCAGACAUAGCAUACCAAGCUCUUCUGGACCAGCCAAGUGAAGAUGGAUGCAACCAGACAGGAGACUUUCAAGACUGGGACUUUAGCAACAAGCAUGCCAUCAGGACUAACAGUAUAGACUCUGCCAUAUCUGAUUGUAGGGAGCCACUUGUUUCAGAUAUGGACCUGCAAACAGAGGGCAACAGAAGCUUGGAGGUGUUCGCAGACCAGCAAUACUUUUCAGGAAGGCUGUUCAACAACAGAUGAACACCUGAUUUAUGUGAUGUGUUAGGCAGAUACUUUAUUUCAGAAUCAAAAGCUUGGCUGAUGAGCUGGUUCUGCAGAGCACUAGCAGUGAAUAGUGCUACCAUGCCUGAGACCUAGACUCAGCAGCAGAUUUGGGGCUCCCAUUUCCCCAGAUUGGGAAGGUUUGGGCACACUGCAACAAUAAGGUGCUGGAUUUCUGAGGGGAGUAUGCUGUCCAGAAAUAACAGCUUCUGAUUAACUCUGGAGAAAAGGGAUCAGUUUGCUUUGCUGACAAGAAGGUUAGGUGCUGUGACAGUUGCAGCAGCCCAGGAUAAUGUGGAGAGAGAUAGUGGGUUAAAAAACAAAUGAAAAUCAAACAAUAGAGAGGAAACCAAAUAGGCUGUUCUAAUUUUGUUUGAUGUUCAAACAUCUGUGUCUUGAAAGAUGUCCCCUGACUUCACAUCCAGUCUUCAGUUGCUUUUUGUCUACUGUGUCAUGGUGGAGCAGGACUAGGAACAGAUUUCAAGAGAAUUGUGCCAGAUCAUCAACUGGUAAACACCUGAAAAGGUAUGGGGAAGUGGGGAACAGUGAUGCAUGGCUUUUAUUUUUUUAAAUGCGGCUAUGAAAGCAAAUCAUUUCUUGAGUAUGUAAAAAACAAGUUCCCUUGGUCUUGCACAAAUGAUGUUUGUAUCGAUUGCCUUCAAAUAAACUACAAAUAAUUUUCA